AUGGCUGACGUGCAGAUCUUAAAAAAUUUCAACGCCACACGCGUUUGCUCGCAAACAGAACAGGCCGAGCGGGCGACGCCAACCGGGAAUAUCGCGGAUCUGGGUGCCGACCCGUAUGGACCUAUGAGGGGCUUGCUCGCCACUUCCUUGGCUGAUCUGGGAUCACAUGGUCGUGACGGUGGCAGCCGGUCAGUCGCUUUCAUUAACCCCAACUCCUACGUCAACAUCAUCAUUGGUGUGUCCACCUUUGUCUCUUUCUACGGAUACCUCUUGUACUACAAGGCUACCAAGAACUCGCUCCAUGGCUACGGCCUCCAGGGCAAGUUCAUCUGCAUCAUCGUGGUCCUGGUGCUCUUUGGCCUUCAGAGUGGUAUUCUGGAGACCAUGGGAGCACUCAGUGUCAUCCCCUGCUUCCCACCCUUCUCGGUCGACAUGCGCUCUCAGAUUAUCUUCCAUUACGCUGUCAUUGUCGAGAUGUUCUUCAUCAGUUUGUUGGCCCGUUACUGCUUUAGGAAGGUGGAGCCAGGCGAGGACUCCCUCGAUGGCCUGUCCAAACCCAGCUCGCCCAAGUCUAACCGGACGGCUACUGUCUGCGGCUUUCCUGAACCUGACAGCUUCUCUCUGGGAGUUAACCCAGCUUACAGCAGUGACCCUGAGGAUGCUCUGUACAGGAUCGAACACACUCCCUUGGAAAGGUUUGACUUCAGGCUGGCAAAGAAACCAGCUCAGGACAGCUGUUUCAUCUCGGUACCUCUGAACGGGCAGGAGGCAGCCACACGGAAACCAAAUAGCUCACAGCACAAAGCCGGCCUUCCUAGCGCUGGGCCUGGCACGGUGAAUACGGUUCAGGUGAAGGCACAGAUAAACCAACCC
Chiloscyllium plagiosum (whitespotted bambooshark) is the source of this 873-nucleotide messenger RNA. NCBI's taxonomy places the organism in Eukaryota, Metazoa, Chordata, Chondrichthyes, Orectolobiformes, Hemiscylliidae. The record is from RefSeq and is a predicted model, not a curated record.